AUGAAAAUAAGGAAACACCAAUCAUCACCUGCGGAUGAUGAAGAGGCGUCGGAUAAAUCAUUUCAAGGAGGGCUACCUAAUACACAGGAAUCCCUGAUGAUUUCUUUUGAUAUGCUCCAAGAAGACAGGUUACAUUCGAUUCGCCACAGGCAGAAUUACCAAGACUUGAAAGAUGCUUAUCAACAGCUCCAAGCCUCACAUUCCAAACUGGAUUCUGAACUGGCACUGAAAAUCAAAGAGGAACAACUAACGGGACAGAAGCAUGCACGGGAAAUCGGUGAACUCCAAACGAAAUAUCAAAAGCUAGAGAAGGCUUACGAAGAAGCCUGUCGAUCACAAGUCACAAAGGAACGCUUGGAAAUGGUCAAACUUCAGGUCACACAAGAUGUUGAACAGGUAUACAGAAGUCAGAUCGCUGAGGCACAUGCUGGAAUUGCUGCAGCACGUAACGAGAAUAUUCGUCUUCGAGAAGAGGCUGACAAAGCUACCACUGAACUCGAACGUGAACGUGCUGAGUUUCAAGCAAUCAUAGAACAGAACAGAGUGAUCUACGAUGCGGAAAUUUCUAACCUGCGUAAAAUCAAAGAAGAUUUGAACUCGCGCAUUAAACGGCUAACAGCGGAUGAAAUAUCAAGAUCGCAAGAUGCCGGUAAAGAGAAUGCACAACUUGCUGCUAAGUAUGAGCUUGUCUCAAAGGAAUUGGAGGAACAGAAACAACUACGCAAAACCGAAAGGGAGAAAAUUCAAACUGAGAAUCACACAUUGAGGAACACCUGUUCGGAUUUGAAAGCGGAAAAUCAGGAGGUGCGGGCCGAGCGAGAUAGCCUGAAGAAUCAGCUUCGGCUACUGAGGACGGAAUACAAUGCACUUCGCUCGGAGUUUGAGGAAGAACGUCAGCGCUCGGCGACGGCGGUACGUUCAUCAACCGAAGCGGAACAACGCCUAACAAAUCUAACCCAUAAAACUCGAAUCGAGCUGUCCAAUCUGCGACUAGAGGCACAACAACAGCGAGCAGAAAUUGAAAAACAAAGGGACGAUUUUAUUCUCAAGUGUCAGACUCUUGAACGUGACCUUCAGCUAAUGGGCGACCGAUGUCAACAGGUGGAGUCGUCUUCAGCAAAACGAGAACUGGAAGCCACCGAGCGCGAAACUGCUGUUCGAGAAGAACUAGGCACCGAAAUCAUAAGGUUGGAGGCUAAAGUAUCACAACUGACCCAGCAGCUGCGAAUAACACAACAUGCUCUGAAUUCUGAAGAAACUGCUCAGAAGUCGAUCAAACCAAAGGAUGAUGAAGAAAGCUUACGAAUGAGACGUGAACUUGACGAAUUAAACGGACGUUUGAUACAGGUGCAAGAAUGCAACCGUCGGUUGGCGGAGAAACUUGAAAAUUCCAUCGCAAAGUCUGUUCCAACCGGCAAGGAAGACAGGCAGCUGAACGCGAUGCAGCUUUCGAUAAAGGAUGCUGAAAACCGACAGCUACGAGACACCAAUCAGGAACUGCAGCAGCAGCUCGCAUCUAAAAAACGAACGUUGCAAGAACGUAUAAAGCAGAUGAAAAAAGAGACUCAGUUGCAACAACUUGAGCUUGAGAAACUGCGCGCUGAAAAUGAUCUGUUACGCAAAAAUGUGCCACAGGCGGAGUACGAACGAAUUCGCUCUAUACUUCAGGAUUUACGCAAACGGCACGAAGAAUAUGAAGACAUAAUUUUUGGGCCACCGCUUUCCUUGUUCUUAUUCUCAAGCGCAAAGCAAGGCGGUUUUGGUAAAGGGGACUACCCAACAAGAGAACCCCUCGAUGCAACAAGUCCCCCUUUCCAAGUCCCAAUCACCCUCGGGAGAUCAAACACACUAACGAGAGGAGAUCUUCGAGAAAGUGGCGGAACUAUUCAACAGGCGGCGGCGUUUUCGACCGAGCAACUUAUUACUCCUACACUGUCGCAAACGUAGAUAUCCUGUACUGUUUUCGUGAAGUUUCCCCCAUCGUAGGUGUGAUUACCGGUGAAAAUCUUGCAGCCCGUGUUUCAUAUAUCGACCUAUGUUUGGAAGUGAUUAUUCAAACUACAAAUCAGUGAAUAGAAAU
Opisthorchis viverrini is the source of this 2080-nucleotide messenger RNA. RefSeq lists its product as hypothetical. The record is from RefSeq and is a predicted model, not a curated record. NCBI's taxonomy places the organism in Eukaryota, Metazoa, Platyhelminthes, Trematoda, Opisthorchiida, Opisthorchiidae. The transcript is spliced from 12 exons. The coding region runs from base 1 to 1947 and encodes 648 amino acids.